AUGUCGGCGGACUUUUGGGCCAGCUAUGUCUCUGGUGCAAUAGGCAUUUUGAUUGGAAAUCGUCUCGAUGUUUUGAAAGUGCGAGCGCAGGCAAGCUCUGCUGGUGCUCGCUCAUCUGCUACUCCAGAGCCAAAGAAUCGGGUUCAGAAAUUCACAUCUCUAUUCAGAGGUGCCGCUGCUCCAAUCCUCGGCUAUGGCGCAUUGAAUUCCAUUCUCUUUAUGUCUUUCAAUCGCUCCUUGAAGCUUAUGGAUCCCAGUAUCUUCGACUUUACAAAAUUGGCCGGGGUGGAUCUUGGCAAAAUAUGGAUGGCUGGAGCAAUUGGAGGUUUAGCGACGUUCGUUGUGUCUGCGCCCUCUGAACUUGUCAAGUGCCGAACUCAGCUCGUUGUUGAUGGGCAGGGUUCUUCAUACGCAGUGUUCAAGGAUAUCUGGAAGCAUGGCAGAAUCCGAGGGCUUUACUAUGGAGGCACAAUCACGAGUCUUCGCGACGCAUUUGGAUAUGGCUGGUAUUUUUGGUCAUAUGAGCUAAGCAAAAGGCUUCUUCUGUCCAGGCAACCCGAUCCUUUCGCUUCACCCUCCACUGCCGAUAUCUUGAUCAGCGGCGGAAUUGCGGGGAUUGUCACCUGGGUGUCUAUCUAUCCGUUGGACGUUGUUAAAACCCGCCUGCAGACGCAACCUUCUUUGCGCCUUGAGAGCCAGGGGCUCCUUCCAGGCUCAACGGUACCGUCUCGUUAUGACCAGACGUCUCUCGGUAUGGCGCGUGAGAUAUGGCAUAAUUCUGGUCUCCGUGGCUUUUAUCGUGGGUUGGGUGUGUGUAGUCUGCGAGCAUUCGUAGUGAACGCUGUCCAAUGGUAUGCCUAUGAAAGGAUCAUGGCAUUCUUUCGCAGUCCGCAGUGA
This is a messenger RNA of Capronia epimyces CBS 606.96, 897 nucleotides long. RefSeq lists its product as uncharacterized. The transcript is spliced from 2 exons. Bases 1 to 897 code for a protein of 298 amino acids. Gene Ontology annotation, biological process: transport. Gene Ontology annotation, molecular function: transmembrane transporter activity. The record is from RefSeq and is a predicted model, not a curated record. NCBI's taxonomy places the organism in Eukaryota, Fungi, Ascomycota, Eurotiomycetes, Chaetothyriales, Herpotrichiellaceae.